GCGCGCACAAGUCCCACGCCGGUCCGCCCAGCCCGGCGUUACCACCGCACGCAACGGCGACGGGUGGAGCUGGAGCUGCAAGUGGAAGAAAGCGGAGCUCGGCUGGAUCCAUGCCAGAUCCUUCCUCCUGGACAGUGCCCCCUCCCCUCUCCUCCCCAUCCCCCCUCCUAGUGCUGCAAGUGGAAGAUGGUUGGAUCUGGGCUGGAUCUGGAUAAAACCAUGUGAAGGUGUCUUUGUUUCUGUUUAAUAUCUUUGCAUUUUUAGUUACAGUAGAUCGUCUUGUGUUAUUCAGGAAAAAAAGUGUGCGGGUAAUUAAAAGUACACACUAUUACAAACUUAACUUAGUUUUAGAGCAAUAUUAAACUAUGAUGCUAAUGGCCGAUGUGUCCUCCCGUAGCAAAUUAUAAAGAAGUAAACGCUAAAGUUGCCCUAGAUACGGUCAGGUGGCGAGUUGAUUGUGCCACACCCACCACGUGUCGGUGCACUGUGAAUGCCUUUGUGUGCUAUGUGACUGUGCCACAGCUGUGAGCCCCUGACGAGCACCAUGCGGCGCCUCCUCCUCUCCGCUCCGCUGCGCCGCCGCGGCCUAUGCACGGCCGCGCCCGACCCCGCGCUCGCCUCCUCCGCGGAGCUCGCGUACCGCCUCCUUCGCCGCCACCACGCCGACCCCAAGAGACUCACCGCCGCGCUGUCGGGCUCGGGCCUCGACCCUUCCUCCCCGCGCCUCCUCGACGCCGUCCUCCGCCGCUGCGGCGCCGCCUCCGCCCUCGCGCUCCACUUCUUCCACUGGUGCUCCCCGUCGCUCCCGGCGCCGGGGCCGCUCCCCUCCUCCCUCGCGCUCCUCGCCAAGUCCUUCUCCCGCGCCUCCUCUGCGCCAUCCCCUUCCCUCCUCGCGUCGCUCCCCGCCCAGCUCCUCUCCCCGUCCCUGCUCUGCCCCGUCCUCCGCCGCCUCCCGCCCCCGCGCCUCCUUCCCUUCGCGCACGCCCUCCUCUCCGCCCGCCCCGACCACGACCACCCCUCGCUCUUUCUCUCCCUCCUCGAGUCCCUCACCAAGAUCGGCCAUGUCACCACCGCCGAGCAGCUCGUCGAGGAGCUCCAGCCCAGGCUCCCUCUCUCGCUCCGUCACUACACGGCGCUGCUCUACGGGUGGUGCCGCCUGGGCAAGCUCGACGAGGCCAAGCACGUGCUGGCCCGCAUGAAGGCCGCGGAGGUCGCCCCGGACGUCGUCGUCUUCAACACCCUGCUCACCGGCUUCGUCGCCGACGGGCGGUUCGAGGACGCGUUCGAGCUGGCGCGUGAGAUGGAGCGGCGUGGCUGCCCGCCGAACGCCGUUUCGUACACCACCCUGAUGCAGGGGCUUGGCGCGAGGGGGCGGGUUGAUGAGGCAAUGCGGGUGUUUGUGGAAAUGCGCAGGAAGGGGUGUGCCCCGGAUGCUGUCACUUAUGGCACUCUGGUUACUGCGUUCUGCAAGGCUGGCAGUAUAUCACGGGGAUAUGAGUUCUUGGACGCCAUGGCGAGGGAGGGCCUGCGGGUGGAUGCCGGCGUAUACGUCGGGUUCUUUGUCGCGCACGAGAAGAAGGAGCAGCUAGAGGAGUGCUUGGAGUUGAUGGAGAGGAUGAGGGAGUGCAGGUGCCCACCAGACCUCAGCAUCUACAAUGUGGUGAUCAGGCUGGCCUGCAAACUAGGGGAGAUGAAGCAGGCUGUGGCAUUGUGGAACGAGAUGGAGAGUGGCGAGCUUAGUCCUGGGGUUGACACAUUUGCUAUCAUGGUGAAUGGUCUCGUUGGCCAAAGCGCGCUGGUUGAGGCGUGCGGUUAUUUCAAGGAGAUGGUUGGGAGGGGACUCUUUGUUGCACCCCAAUAUGGGGUGCUGAAGGACCUCCUCAAUGCAUUGGUCAGAGAUCAGAAACUUGAGCUUGCCAAGGAUGUUUGGGAAUGCAUCAUGAGCAAAGGUUGUGAGCUCAAUGUUGGCGCAUGGACAAUCUGGAUUCAUGCGCUGUAUGCAAAGAAACAUGUCAAGGAGGCCUGCUUGUAUUGCUUAGACAUGCUUGAGGCUGGGCUGAUGCCGCAGCCGGACACGUUUGCAAAGCUGAUGAAGGGACUGAAGAAGCUCUACAACAGGCAGAUUGCUGCUGAAAUCACCGAGAAGGUUAGAAAGAUGGCAGAGGAGAGACAUGUUAGCUUCAAAAUGUAUAAGAGGCGUGGGGUGAAGGAUCUUGAAGAGAAGCCUAAGGCAAAGGCGAAGAGAAAGGAAGGACAGAAAAGGAGUCGCUGGAGGCAGGCUGGUCAGAGUCGAUCCAGUAGGCAUGCUGACAAAACUGACCUUUUGGAUGAUUUUGAUGAUGAAUAAUUUCCUGCGAUGACUCCUUUUUGCCUUCUGGUAGUAUAAUUUUUAUGUAUAGUUUCAAUUUAGAAAAUUAUUACCCUAGAUCAUUCUGCAUCAAGUUUAAUAUUUUUACCUGGAGAUUCACUGGAUUGUACUGUUGGCCAUCCGAACAAGACUGUAAACAUGUCAAAAAAAAUAUAGUGGUCUUUCUUUCUAUGCAAAUUGAGCGAACUGCAAAAAUUUUUAGGUGCAGAGAAACAGAUGCUCGUC
This is a messenger RNA of Oryza brachyantha (malo sina), 2593 nucleotides long. Its product is annotated as pentatricopeptide repeat-containing protein At3g49730. NCBI's taxonomy places the organism in Eukaryota, Viridiplantae, Streptophyta, Magnoliopsida, Poales, Poaceae. The transcript has a single exon. Bases 545 to 2347 code for a protein of 600 amino acids. Gene Ontology annotation, molecular function: protein binding. The record is from RefSeq and is a predicted model, not a curated record.